AUGCAGCUCCGUGCUGGCAUCGAUGCACGGAAGGCAGAACGUACACGGAAAAAGGACCUACAUGAAUUUCAAAAAAGUAACCCAGACACGGAGCCACCAAUUGGCUUACGUACAGAAAUCAUUGACCCGGACGUUACACAGAAAAAACGUGAGGAGGAGGAGGAGGCGGACCGACUGUUAGCCAUCGAGGAGAACAUCAUGGCUACCAAACACGAUGCACUUUACACCACCCCUUUGCCAGCAGAAUUCCAGGCAAAGGCUUGCAUUCUUAAUGAUGAAUGUCUCCAUUCCAAGGAUGAGAUGAAUACAAUUCGGGAAUCACUUAUGAACCAUACCUUCAUUGCGAGCCGUAACAAGAGGAUUACCAUUGCUGAGUCUCAUGUCCCAUACAUGCGCAAUAUCGACUUGGGAGAUGGAGAUAAGGGAUCGAUGCUGAAGGUUCUUGUGUUGGAUUAUGAGCAUUGUCCAGAGGAUAUCCAGGAGCAGAUUGAUCAGACCACAAUCUGGCUUCAUGCGGAUAUGGAGUCGCUGCAGUAUGCCCCUUCUACCCAGGGCAAGUCUGCGUCGUCCGAGAAGAAGAAGGAGCUCUUUGCAAGGAGCAUGGUGCACAUCCCUGAUGCCGGUCGGCGAGAGCGCGAGUACCUGCGCUUCAGCAAACACCUGCAGCAAGUCGCAACCUGGUUCCUGGUUCGAGACAAGCUCGGCCCUGGCGCGGUCUGCCUCUUCCUAGGGCAGAUAUCAGACACGUGGGUGACAAGGACCCUUACAUGGCAGGACCUCAACGUCUGGCUGAGACUCGUCCGAAACGAGGCUGCAUUGAGCAGGGUGACCGUCUCUGGCCACGCAUAG
Pseudogymnoascus destructans is the source of this 849-nucleotide messenger RNA. RefSeq lists its product as uncharacterized. Bases 1 to 849 code for a protein of 282 amino acids. The record is from RefSeq and is a predicted model, not a curated record. NCBI's taxonomy places the organism in Eukaryota, Fungi, Ascomycota, Leotiomycetes, Thelebolales, Thelebolaceae. The transcript is spliced from 3 exons.